Messenger RNA from Caenorhabditis remanei, 537 nucleotides. RefSeq lists its product as uncharacterized. The coding region runs from base 1 to 537 and encodes 178 amino acids. The record is from RefSeq and is a predicted model, not a curated record. The transcript is spliced from 4 exons. Lineage: Eukaryota; Metazoa; Nematoda; Chromadorea; Rhabditida; Rhabditidae.
AUGUUUUGUCUUCUUAUCACAUUGAUUGUCGUCCCGGUUACGACAGCAGUAAUAGGUGAUGAUUUAUCACCAUACAGAUGGAAUCUCGUCCCAAAACCACUUCUUAAAAGGCUUUGUAAUCUUGAUGACUCAUUGCCAGUUUGUGCUUGGAAGCGCCACAAUCUAUCAAAAAAGACAUCUUUCUCGAAGUGGCAAAUAUGCCGUGAUCAUCCAGAACUGAAUCUUUGUAAAUGGCAUAACGGUGGUAUGAUAACUGCUCCAAUCCCUGCAACUACUACUGCGAAAACUGAAGAUUCCGCGGAGGCUCCGCCCACUUCUGAAUCUAUUUUUGUGAAUGAACCAGAUAUGAUGUUGUCUUCAAAAUGGUCAAAUGCUGAAGUUCUUCAAGAAACUGUCCGAAAAGAACUGAAAACAGAACCAAAUCGAUUCGAUGGAAGACUUCAUCGAGAAUCUGAAUCUGCAGAACCGAAAGAUUCGAUCGACGAAAAGUUUGAUGAAUCCAUCAUGUCAGCCAACGAAGAUGUUUUCUCUGCCUGA